This is a messenger RNA of Malaclemys terrapin pileata, 1476 nucleotides long. RefSeq lists its product as uncharacterized. Lineage: Eukaryota; Metazoa; Chordata; Testudines; Emydidae. Bases 270 to 932 code for a protein of 220 amino acids. The record is from RefSeq and is a predicted model, not a curated record. The transcript is spliced from 3 exons.
AAGAACAGGUGAAAGACUGUUUAGAUCAAUUAGAUGUAUUCAAGUCAGCAGGGCCUGAUGAAAUUCACUCCAGGGUAUUUCAGGAACUAGCUGAAGCCGUCUUGGAACCAUCAGCGAUUAUCUCUGACAACUCGUGGAGGACGGGUGAGAUCCCAGAGAACUGGAGAAGGGCAAACGUAGUAUCUCUCGUUAAAAGGGGGAACCAAGAGGCCCCGGGGGAUUAUAGACCAGGCAGCCUAACUUCGAUAUCUGGAAAGAUCCUGGAACAAAUGAUUAACCAAUCAGCUUUGAGCACCUGGAGGAUAACAGGGUUCCACGGAAUAGCCAGCAUGGAUUUGUCAAGAACAAAUCAUACCAGACCAGCCGCAUUUCCUUCUGUGACAGUGUUACUGGCCAGCGGCUGUGGAGAAGCAGUAGAUGUGGGGUCAGUGCUCAGGGCCCAGGGCUGGCAGUCGGGGCCCCCGGCCUGCACGCAGCUGCUGGCUCUGCCGCGCCGUCCCCUCCCACCGCCCGGCUCUGAGGGGCAGAGAGAGGGGCACCGCCUGGGCCUGCAGCCGCUGCCUGUGGGAUCAGCCCUGGCGUGGCUCCAUCAGCGACUGCCCGCUCCGAGCUGCUGGGCUGGGUGCGUCCCAGGAGCGGCCUUCCGCUUUUCCAGCAGGACAGCGAGCACGGGCUGCGCUCGGCCCCGAGUUCGGGUCCCUGUCUGUGCUCCAUCGCGGGCGUAUUCAUUCGGGUCACAGAUCAGCGGAAACGGGGAUUUCCUGAGGGGCACCUGGAAACCGCCCUGGCCAGGCCAGUCUCUUCGGGCAGGGUGGGGGCUGUCAGGGCUCACUGGGGCUGCAUCUUCAGCCAGGACAGGGGCUAUUGCGUGCUCCAGUGGGGAGGGGAUUACAAGGCCAGAACAGUCAUUGUCCCAGACCCUGGAGCCCUGAUGUGCAUUAAACCCUAUGUGGCCCGGCCGGCACGGACUGGGGUGAAUAGUGGCUCUGAUUCCCACCCCUGCCCUGUGUCACUGGGUCGGGGAUGCAGCAGUUCGGCUAGUGGAGUUGGCGCCUGAGUGAGGAUUCACCCUCUUCUGCCCAGCUGGAGGCCAACGGGACGGAGACCUCAGGGCCCAGCAGCAGCCAGUGGAAAUCAGGCCGCUCUGAGUCACUUUAAGGAGGUGGUUUUCAAACUGCAGGUCGGGACCCAGUUCUGGGUCGCGGAAUGGAAGGCACUGGGUCGCGGCGGCUCUGGUCAGCACUGCCGACCGGGCUGUUAAAAGUCCGCCUAGGAGCCGGGGCGCAGCGCGGUCUGCGGUGCCGGGACAGGCAGGAAGCCUGCCUUAACAUCCCCGGUGCGUCACUGACCGGGAGCCGCCCGAGGUAAGACUGCACCCGAACCCUGCGCCCCAAUCCACUGCCUCAGCCUGAGCCCCCCCAAACCCAGAGCCCCUCCUGCACCCCAAACCCCUCAUCCCCAGCCCCACCCCAGAGC